AAAAUGGCUAACUUCGAAUUCAUCCAUCACACUGGCCAUUUUUCGAAAUAUUUUUUAAAAUGCGCCCUCGUGCGACAACUGUCGGGUCACGUGACUUGGGCCACGUGACUUUUUCAGCAUUUAAUUGUUACGUCACGAAAGUUGAAAAUCUAAACAAGUUUGUGCCAAAAUGCGAUUGUGCACUUAACCUCCCGUGGGAAGAGAAUGAAUUAAAAAAAGAGGCAAUACGUUCCCUUUCUGCAGAUCCGCCUCCGACCAGUUGCACGUCAAAAAGACGUCCCGCAAUCCGUCCAAGAAUUUCCCGUAAAACCGAGGAUAGACACGAGAUAGCAUCAUCCGCCGAAAAUGUAAACGGCAUCUGCUAAAUCUUGAAGAUACAUACGUGGAGGUGACGACUAUUUCGAGACUAGUGCAAUGCGCUAAUCGUUUAUUUAUAACGCACAAGUGUGCGGUUUUUCGUGUCGAUUGGACACACACAUGCGAAAAGUACCAAGUGUGUUCAAAAUCCCGCGUGCGAACGAAAAAAAAGACGUGUAUAUUUUUUGCGAAGAUAAAAACACCACGACAGCAUGAUUUCCUGAAAUUCGAACUCUUGAACGAGAAUUUAUUAAUGAGAGAGACGUAACGAUGGACGAAAUCCUCUUCCGUUUGUCUAAUCAGUUCGAGGCACUGCAGAUUCAAACUUCGGUAGCAGCCCAACAAGGUCAACAACUAUUAAGUACAUGGUUAACGAAAGGCCAACGGUUUAUUCAAGAUUUAAGUAAUGAUCUACAUGGAGAUGAUAUCAAGGAAUUUGUUCAACAAAUUCUUACAUGGAUUCAAAGACAAAUACAAAUAAUCAACUACCACGUGUCAACUAUUAGCUUUGAUCCAAGAUACAUUUAUCAACAACUUGCAAAUCUUCAUGCACUGGAAGUUUCUAAAAGAGAUUUCAUUUGUUUUGUAACUGGUUUGCUGGCUGGAAGCUUGGUGGGGUACUUCAUAGCUUUGAAUUGGUAUACUCCUAGGCAUUUGCAUCAUAUGAAAGCAAUUGUCUGUCACCAUUACCUUGGCACAGAGGGUGUUUCUAUGAUAGAGGAUGCUGAUAUGCCAGCAAUUCAAAAAUCAAAUGAACUAUUAAUUCAAGUCAAAGCAGCAUCAAUUCAUGAAGUUGAUAUAAAAAUCUGUUCUGGUUAUGCAAAAGCUUACAGAAGGCUACUGAACAGUGGCAGAUAUAAAGGUUUACCUGUAACUUUGGGAAGAGAUUGUGCUGGAGUAGUAGUUGACAUUGGUCAGAGUGUUAUAGAUUUUGACAUUGGUGAUAAAGUUUUUCUGGCUGUUCCAUCUUGGUCUGCUGGGACAAUGGCAGAAUACAUUGUUGUACCUGAAACUCGAGUUGCCAAAAUGCCAAAAAUUUUACCAUUUGAAGCCUCUGCUAGCUUACCCUAUAGUGGUUGCAUUGCUUGGGAUGCUCUGAUUAAUGGCUCAGUUAUUAAAGAGGGCAAUGCUAAAGGAAAAAGGGUAUUAGUAUAUGGUGGUAGUACCCCUGUUGGUUGUAUUUUGAUACAAUUGAUCAAACUUUGGGGAGGUCAUAUUGUUACAAUCUGCAGGCCACAAGCUGCACCUGUAAUAAAAGCACUAGGUGCUAAUGAAAUAAUUUUAUUAAACGAAACGGAUAUUGCAAAGGAGCUUGAACUUCGUGAUAAAUACGAUGCUAUCUUUUAUACUGGUGGACAAUUAAUAGAUGAGAGAAUUUUAAAGAAACAUCUAGCACCACAUGGAUCCUAUGUAUCAACAGCUCCUGAACAUUUAAUCUCAGAUUCAUUAGGGUACAUAAGUAGCAGCUUAUUUUCUGGGUGUAUAAGAGUGAGAUUACUUCUGCAGUACGUGUUUGGUGCUAGUACAUGCCAUUGGAAGGAAGGAUCAAAAAUAAAUACUGCCUAUUUGCAAUCACUGCAAGAACUUGCUGAUGCAGACCAGCUUCAACCUAUUUUAGACAGAGUUUAUGCUCCACAUUGUAUUGACCAAGCUUUGGCCCAUGUAAUGGACUCAAAUGCAAUUGGUAGUACUGUCAUUAAGUUUCAGUAACAUUUUUUCAAGUCAGUAGAAUGUACAGCAUAUUUUUGUAAAUUUUUAGUAGAUAUCAUAAUACUUUUUGCAUAAAAUUUGUACUAAAAUUAGCAACGAAAAGUAACAAAAUAUGCACAGCUGUUAAAAAUAGUUUUUGAACAUAUCGUAUUUUACAUUUUUUAUAUUAAAUUACAUAUUUAUGAAAGAAAUACAUCUAAAUAUGUAUAUAAUCAAAAAAACAAAAAUUAAAAAUUUUAUUUUCAAUUUUUAUGAUUAUGUAUAUUUAUAGCACAGUGUGGCUAAAAUUCGCUGUUAAGUCACGCCUAUCUGUGACUAAAGUAGUCCUUUUUUGCACCGUGUUUAUCAUACUCGCUACGCUCGGGUGCUAACUGCGCCGUGUAAAAAAGAACCAUUUAAGUCACACGUAUCGUAAUGUACUAUUUGUUGCUCUACUGCUUAUUCUGUCUGUAGUAUAAUAUUUUUAUGCGAAUUGUAAACAAGGUCUUCAAAGUUAUUUCAUAUACAAUAACUAAAUUAAGACUGAUCAUGCUGCAAUAAUUUAUAUAGAUUAAUAAGAUAUUGACUGAUAUACAAAAACUUUUUAUCAUAUAAAAAAUUAAGUAUAAAGUCAAAUCAUUUUUUAGAAGCCAAAUUUGUUUAACAAAUUAUUGUUAUUUAUAAUAAUCUAAGGAAGUACUAAGAAAAGUGCAGAUAUUGUUAAAUUUAUAUACAAUUGUUAAUUGUUAUAUUAUAGAAAAGCAAUUUAUAAAAUUUGUUUAUGGGAUAGAUAAAUAUUUUAACACUCAGAUUCUAUUUUAUAGGAAAUUAUUUUAAUUAUAAAAAAUAUAAAGUUUCGUGCCGUUUUUUUACAAAAUACUCGAGACAAAAAUUAUUGUAAUAUAAAUAAUUGUAAUACACCACUAAUUAUUACAACAUCGUUUGUUAAUCAGAUGAAAUAAAAAAUGCAAGAAUUUUCAUUUCAAAA
Nasonia vitripennis (jewel wasp) is the source of this 3034-nucleotide messenger RNA. Its product is annotated as reticulon-4-interacting protein 1, mitochondrial. Gene Ontology annotation, molecular function: oxidoreductase activity. Gene Ontology annotation, cellular component: mitochondrion. NCBI's taxonomy places the organism in Eukaryota, Metazoa, Arthropoda, Insecta, Hymenoptera, Pteromalidae. The transcript is spliced from 8 exons. The coding region runs from base 628 to 2067 and encodes 479 amino acids. The record is from RefSeq and is a predicted model, not a curated record.